Anopheles maculipalpis is the source of this 909-nucleotide messenger RNA. Its product is annotated as WD repeat-containing protein 91 homolog. Bases 19 to 879 code for a protein of 286 amino acids. Gene Ontology annotation, biological process: regulation of lipid biosynthetic process. NCBI's taxonomy places the organism in Eukaryota, Metazoa, Arthropoda, Insecta, Diptera, Culicidae. Gene Ontology annotation, cellular component: cytosol. The transcript has 4 exons. The record is from RefSeq and is a predicted model, not a curated record.
AACCGACAGGACGACAACAUGAACGGCUACACGGAUCUGCCCACAACCAUGGAAAACAGCCGGAACUGCCUGCGACGGAUCGCCCGACACGAUGAUCAGGAGUUUUCUAAUCAAAGCAUAUUGAACGCCAUGGAAAAGUUCGUCAAGAAUGUAAACGCCAUGGAUGAGACGAUACUGGUACCGUGCAGAUUAAUGGAUCGCAAGGUCGGUGAUGCUACAGACACUGUGCCAGUUGCACCCAAAGCACAACACCACGGAGCACACCACGGCAAGAAAUCGAACCGCGCUUCUAUCCGCGAAGUCCUGAACACUUCCGAACUGUUCCAGCUGUACAACAUGCUGAAGUUGGUAAAGGUGGAUUUGCUUUGGGGGCGCCAGGAUGCGGAAGACAAUGUCGAAGAAUCGGUGGUAAAGGGUUGUGCGACGAAGAAAUCGGCAUCCUCGUCCAAGACUAACAGCAAUAACACUGACACCACCGGUACAAACACGAGCUCCACCGCAAAUAGCACUAGCAGUAAUGCAACCACGGACGUGACCACGGCAAACAGCAAUACCGGAACCUCGGUGACCGGAAGCGAAAAGGUCGAUGCCAACAGUCCUGCCCCAAUGACAUCGGCCAAGGGCCAUAAUCGACGACCGAGCACGGUAUCGGUAGCUUCCUCCAACUCGGCAAGCACGCUGAGCGAUUCCGAUAGUGAAACGUCAGCGGAAAACGAUUCCGGUAUCGAGUCGGAGGGUAACCAGGAGCAGGAUCGCAGCGCUGAGCUUGCCAAACAGUUUCGCACGCAUCUGAUCGGACUGUACCGAUCACUGGAGCAGAUGAGUGAGGCUGCCAACUAUCUGACUGCGCGGUAUCAGAGCGAUGUUGGGCCGGUUUAGAUUGUUCGCCAUCAUCCCUUCACUACCUUU